UCAAUCAAAGAUGGCGGUCUAAAAAUACCGCAACUUUUUUUUUACAACAUAACCUAUUUAUAUAUUAGGUUUAACCCCCGCGGAAAGCUCAGAAUCACUGAACAUGCCUUUAAAUACCUCUGCAAUAGUGUGAGAAAACCUUGUGCCUAUUUAAUGCAAUUAACCGGCGUCGUAGACGCGUCCAUUAUAUUUUUUUUGAAGUCAGUUAAAAGGAAACUGAGCUCGGAAUCAUGGACAGAAAAAUGCUAUAUGCGUUUCGGGGAUGGAUAGCAUUCGUCGCCUUUAUGGAUCUUGGAACUGCCGUUCGAAGUUACAUUGAAAAGAGAUCGUUUUUAAGCAAAACCAUGGAUGCUGAUAAUACCGAGUUUAAUGAUGAGGAAUACACUACGUCGAGAAUGCUGGGAAUAUAUUCGAUAUUAAAAGCUUUGGCGCUAAUACAUUGUACUCUUUAUAUUCAUUACAAGCCAGCAGUAAGUAUGGGAAUAAGCUCGUUAAUAGUCAGCAUAAUUCUCUACAUAUCUGAAACAUUAUAUUUCAAAUCAGCAACAUUAAAUUUUUACGUGGUUUUUCCAUGUAUCUUAAACGCGGUAACAUUGGUUGGAUUGAUCUAUUUACCGAAACAUUUGAAAAUAUGGGAUCCCCCGGCUGAAACGGACGAGGAAAACGCUCAUCUUUUGCGUCAAUCCGGUGCGAUUCGCAGGAGACACAACGCGAGAAAAAGUAACAAGGACCACUGAAAUCGACCGAAAGAAAAUUGAAAAUUCUUAAUUAAUAAAAUCAUAGAUCUUUGUAGUUAGAUCCUUGAUGCGUUUCUUUACUAUUAUGAUUUUACUGUUGUUACAUAUCUUUGCAUUGACAAUAGGGUUCGUAAUGUAUUGAAGCAAAUUAGAAGCAAUUUUUUGAUAUUGUCUAGACACUAGAACACUAAAUUGUCCACUAGAUGAAUAAUUUUUAGGCGUUUAAUAAUGAAUAAUAUGUUCAAAAUGAAGGAACAACGUUGGAAUGGCCCCAGUUAAUUCGAACCGUUAAAAUAUAUUAAUACAACUGUUACGCAUAUUAAGAUUUUAAUUAAAUAAAAUUCUUAGAAAAUUAAAA
This is a messenger RNA of Onthophagus taurus, 1095 nucleotides long. RefSeq lists its product as uncharacterized. Gene Ontology annotation, cellular component: endoplasmic reticulum; membrane. Lineage: Eukaryota; Metazoa; Arthropoda; Insecta; Coleoptera; Scarabaeidae. Gene Ontology annotation, molecular function: protein-macromolecule adaptor activity. The record is from RefSeq and is a predicted model, not a curated record.